AUGCCUACAAGGUUACUUGAUCUUGGCACCGGCGAUUCAACAACGUGGCGCAUAAUCGAGACUCGGCAAGAACGACUUCCUUACGUUGCGCUCUCACAUCGAUGGGCUGAGAACACCCCGACGCUCCUGCGAAAGAACUAUGACGCGUACUGUGACUCUCAGCCAGAUGGCAUCUUACCCCAGAACUAUAGAGACAUGCUUGAUAUAUGUCGUGCGAUGUCGAUGCGGUAUAUAUGGAUUGACUCCCUCUGUAUCAUACAAGACGAUAACGGCGCCGAUUUCCGACAUGAAGCUCCCAUCAUGCUCGAUGUCUACCGUUAUGCCUUUCUCACGUUAAUGAUACUUUGGGAAUUCUCCGAUUCCACUGUCUUUCGCGACUGCCGACCCAGCACCAUAGCACGACCUCGGCCACAGUCGUAUAAGCGCCCUGCAUUGACAGAAAAUGGCCCAAAUUCCCUUUUUACCUAUUUAAAGAGUCUUGUGGUAUCCCAAGGAGACUCGUCGAGUCAAGACUCUAUGUCCGGUGCGAAUAACUACGCAUUUGUCAGGGUAGAAAACACAGGAAGCUACAAUUUUGACGUUAACAACGCACCUAUCAACAAAAGGGCAUGGGUUGUGCAAGAGCGAUGUCUGUCACGACGAAUUCUCUGCCUCGGAAAUGAGGAUUUGUACUGGGAGUGCGAGGGCGACUCGUCAGGCCCGUUCAUUGCAAGUGAGACCUCUCCUUUAGGUGUCCCGCACAUAUCACGUCGCCAUGGCUUUGACAGUCUUACAGGCAGCGAUGGUGGCGAGUAUUGGAACUUGCUUGUUGAGCAGUAUUCCGCUUGCCAUCUGACAUUCGAGGAAGACAGACUUGUUGCAUUUUCCGGAAUUGCGAGGGCUGUUGCGGAGUCGACUGGUGAUACUUAUCUUGCUGGCAUAUGGCUUGAGACAUGGAUGCAGGAUCUCCUCUGGGUGCCGGACAUAGCAAGGGAACAACCUGCUCGAGUGAAGCCCGCCACAAUGGGCACGCAGAGUAUGGUACUGCCUUCGUGGUCCUGGAUGAGCUUCUCGGGAUCGAUGAUUCCUGGUCUAUUAGUAGCUAAUGGCGAGGGACCGAGAAUUUCCAUGACAGAACCGGAUUCAUUCAAAUCCGACAGGUUUGACUGCCUGGCUCUGUUGAGUCAGCGGUCUAUUACACCGCCAGAGACUGAUCCUUAUGUUUCGUUUCAUCGGGCCAUUCUCCGAGUCAGAUGUCUCCUCAUUCCUGUGGAAUUUACAGGGAUUGCGGAUAUGCACAAGUUGCCAUCAUUCUUCCGGAUCACUCAGAACAUUGAGUCCAACUCAGCAGACCUAGAUUACUUGAGCCUUAUACCACGCAGAGAGAGAGAAGAUGGCUAUGCUGUGUUCACUUUGUCAUUCAGCAAACCAUUGAACGAAGCCCAUCGCUACUUCUUUAUCCCACUAUUUCUUCGCAAAGAUAAGUAUCAAGAAGUGAUCAAGUUCGGCCCCGACGACACUGAGGGCCAUGGAAUUAUUGUUGAAGAGACAGUCACAGACGGCGAACGUCAGUUCAUCAGAGUUGGGAGGUGGCAAGAAGAUAAUAGCUUGCCCUCUCAACUUGGUCCAUUGAUCAGUAACACCAUCGUACAGCAAGGAACUGGUAAGACGGUCAAUAACAGUACCGAAGAUAUUACGGAGCUUGAACGAAGUUUUGACUCUAAGAUGCACGAAUAUGCUGUACGGCAUGCAUCCUCAAUGGUCAACUUUCCCAGGAAUUGCACAAGUCAGCUGGACCAAUACGGGGUGCAUGAUGAAGAGCAGAAUGGCAUUGGCGCAGACGAAAACGGGCGGUUAGGUGAGAACCUGAGAGGAGAGUUGCAGGAAGAGAAGGAACAGAUCAUGGCCGACUCUGUUAAAUGCUCGGAUUUACCUCACUUUUCGAAUGCUGAGUGGUCUUCUGUCUCUCUAGUGUAG
This is a messenger RNA of Fusarium musae, 1956 nucleotides long. RefSeq lists its product as uncharacterized. NCBI's taxonomy places the organism in Eukaryota, Fungi, Ascomycota, Sordariomycetes, Hypocreales, Nectriaceae. The record is from RefSeq and is a predicted model, not a curated record. The coding region runs from base 1 to 1956 and encodes 651 amino acids. The transcript has a single exon.